AUGGCAAAAAGAUCAUUUAAAUGUUUUGUGGAACAAGAUCUGGGAAAGCUCCCACUCUUCUUGAUCUAUGCUGUGCUCGAAUGGGUGCUAAUUGCUGUGGUAUUUAUUGAUGGGUUACUUGCGUUUUUUGCCAACGAAUUUACCUUUUUUGCCAACGAAUUUACUAAGUUCUUCGAGUUGAAAAUCCCUUGUUUGCUCUGCACAAGGAUUGAUCUUGCUGUGGUUCGUAGAGAUGCUGAUCUUUAUUACAACCAAUCCAUAUGUGAAAAUCACAAGAAGGAAGUUUCAAGUCUAGCUUAUUGUCGUGUCCACAAGAAGCUUACGGAUAUAAGAAAAAUGCGUGAGGGGUGUCUUCUUUCUUUUGCUACGAAGAAAGAAUCUGAUUGUGAUACAUACAAAUCUCCUGUUAGGGCUUUACAUAAGAAUAUCGAGCUGUUUGUUGAUGAUGAUCGUGACAUUCAUUUGAGGCUGCCUACUGGAGGAAAAGACAACACGGUGCCAGCUGAGAAGAGCAACCUCCACCAGGGUUCAUGUUGUGGGAGCCCAUUGAAGGUAGAGGCCUACACGAAGGGAAAGACUUCAUGCACGCUCUCACAAGCUCCUACUCCUUCUCCCUGGGUACCAUUGGUGAGUUUGAGAAAUGAGGACCCUCGGAAGUUGGACUUAUCCCACGUGCGAUGCACAGAACUCAACUUAUUCUCAGAAAAUGAUACAGAGCUUCAAGAUGAUGAGGAUGUCUCCCAUGCAGCACAUCUGGAUAAGCAAUUUGCGGACGAUGUGAAAGCUGCUAUGGUGCCAUUGCUGACAGAAGCUGAGAAUACGAAUGAAGAUUGGACCUCUACAUUUUCCAGAGGAAAUAAGUUUCUUGGAAUCCUACUAACAGAUUCAGCCACCACCAGUCCCAGGGCAUUUACUAGGUUUCCAAGGAAAUCAUUCCUUGACGAAACUGAAGAUGCUUCAGAGUCCACUGAAGGGACUUGUCUAUCAAAUGAGGUAGAUGAUGACUCAAUUUUGCACCAAUUGAAGAAACAGGUUCGUCUGGAUCGCAAGUUACUGGUGGCUUUAUACAUGGAAUUGGAUGAAGAAAGAAGUGCUUCGGCCGUUGCAGCUACUAAUGCAAUGGCCAUGAUCACCUGGUUGCAGGCAGAGAGGGCAGCUGUUCAGAUGGAGGCAAUACAGUAUCAAAGAAUGAUGGAGGAGCAGGCAGAGUAUGACCACGAGGCCCUGCAAGCAACAAGGGAUAUACUUUCCAAGAGAGAGGAACAAAUCAAGGGUUUAGAGUUUGAGCUUAUGGCCUUUAGAGAAAAAUAUGGAGUCUUUUUCGGACAAGGUUUUAUGGGAUCCGGAGAUGAGAUUGAUGAGGAUUGUCAUGAGUUGAAACCACAUUCUCAUUCAUCUUAUUAG
Populus euphratica (Euphrates poplar) is the source of this 1404-nucleotide messenger RNA. RefSeq lists its product as uncharacterized. The transcript has 2 exons. Gene Ontology annotation, molecular function: myosin binding. The record is from RefSeq and is a predicted model, not a curated record. Lineage: Eukaryota; Viridiplantae; Streptophyta; Magnoliopsida; Malpighiales; Salicaceae. The coding region runs from base 1 to 1404 and encodes 467 amino acids.